Etheostoma cragini (Arkansas darter) is the source of this 1808-nucleotide messenger RNA. Its product is annotated as ras-related protein ORAB-1-like. Lineage: Eukaryota; Metazoa; Chordata; Actinopteri; Perciformes; Percidae. Gene Ontology annotation, molecular function: GTPase activity; GTP binding. The coding region runs from base 29 to 391 and encodes 120 amino acids. The transcript is spliced from 2 exons. The record is from RefSeq and is a predicted model, not a curated record.
GUCUUUGCAGCUCUGGUAUUGGUUUUUAAUGUCCAUUGUCUGUCUUCUCCGUGUCCCUCAGGAGUCCUUCAACAACGUCAAACAGUGGCUGCAGGAGAUCGACCGCUACGCCAGCGAGAACGUCAACAAGCUGCUCGUAGGCAACAAGUGUGACCUCACAACGAAGAAGGUGGUGGACUACACCACGGCGAAGGAAUUCGCCGACAACCUGGGAAUCCCCUUCCUGGAGACGAGCGCCAAGAGCGCCACCAACGUGGAGCAGGCGUUCAUGACCAUGGCGGCGGAGAUCAAGAAGAGGAUGGGCCCCGGGGCCACGGCCAACUCCUCGGAGAAGACCAACGUCAAGAUCCAGAGCAAGCCGGUCAACACCUCGUCCGGAGGCUGCUGCUGAGACCCCCCCAAGGGGGAGGGGGGGGGGGGGGGGGGGGGGAGAAAAACCAACCACGACCUGAAUCCACCCACGACCAGUCUCUAUGUUACCAUGCUCCACAGGGAGGGAGAGAGAGGUUAGAGAGAGGGAAAGAGAGAGAGAGAGGAGAGAGGAGGAAGACUUUAAAUGGACCGGUGUGUAAGUGUGUGUGCAGCUACGACACCAGAUUCCAACCCCACCCUUUUGAGAGUCCGCAACAGGCCGGUAAGCCCCAUCCAAAACCACCUGAAACACACUGGGCGGUUCUAUUUCUUUCUUUUUUUUUUUAUUCUUCUUUUUCCUAAUUUACCAAAACACACUCGUACUGGAAAAAACAAACAAAAAUGUAUACAAUUUUUAACAAUGUGUGAAGUUUAACCAACGACAAGUGAAAACACACACAUACAGUUUUUCCCCUUCUGUCUUACUGUUUAUUACUUUUUUUUUUUUUGGUUUUUUAUCGCCCGCUCCUUAUUUCGUUUUUUUCUUUAAACGAGUCACUUUUUCUACAAACUGAAGAAAAACUGCUAUUUUAGCUGUGUAAAAAAAAAUGAAAACAGCUUGACUUUCUUUUUUUGCUUCACCCCAAAAUCUCCUCGGAUAUACGUAUCUGUAAAGCACUUCAAAUGAAGCACAUGCUUAAUUAAAAAACCAGCAUCAUGCAUGUUCGGAGCGGAUCGCGCGCAUGCGAGCGUCCAAGAUGGCCGCCGUGAAGCGAGUGGCUUCCUGCUCCAUCUACACAGGGACAAGACAGGAAGUGUCACUUGCUUUAACUUCACAGUGUCACCCCCCCCCAUCCCCCCAAUCCCCCUAAAAAUAAGAAAGUGCCAGUGCCUUUUGUGGCAGGAGAUUCACACGACGCGUAUGCCUUCGGUGCUCUUGUGUUGUCGGCAUAUCCCCCCCCCCCCACAUAUGCCCGGGACGACUUACUUUUAAAGAGUCCUCUUUGUAUGAUAGCAUAACAUUCCUGUGUAUAUAUAUAUAUAUAUCUAUAUAUUCAGCUCUUAUGUGCGUGCUCUGCUGGUAUCCACGAAACAAUAAGCAUGUGCUACAUUGGGAGACGUGACGUCAGGCGUGCGCGUGUGUUAUUUUUUAGUUUUUCCUCGACAUUACGACAAAACGGCCCAACCGCGAACCCCGUUGGAGAAGGACGAGCGAGAAAACCCACCAUCCCAGCUGGAGAAUAAUCUAUAAACUGUAUAUAUUUAUACAUAAAUGUAAGAAGUGAUUUGCAUUUGCAAAAAAAACAAAAAACACACAAUUGUGUAGAGAAUAGCAAGCGAAUGACAGGAUGAAAGUAGCUGGAAUUAGUACUCUCGGCACGUGAUUUGUGGCUGCGGACAUGAUGUUUUUGUGGCACAGUGUCUACUAUUAAAACAAUGAAGGAGAUCUUUGAUAA